GGCGGUAUACGCAAUUACAAACCGAAGAUUUUGGGUGAAACCCCACUGUCGACCAGCGCACCACAGAGCAACGGGUUUAGUAUCAGCAGCAACAACUUAAAGCUGCGUGAAAAGUGUAAGGAGGAUCCGUGGAUUUGACAAUUACUGAAAAAUGGCGUUUGGCACAAUGACAUCUUUGCUUGGCAUGAUUCCCCUGUUAGCGAUCGGCAUGAACUACUAUCGCUAUCAAAGCAUCGAUCCGGAGAACAAAGUGCAGGAGCCGCAAAUGACUCGUCGCCAAUAUGACUUCAUUGUUGUUGGCGGCGGUUCGGCUGGCGCAGUUAUAGCCAAUCGCCUAUCGGAAGUACGUAACUGGACGGUUCUAUUGCUAGAAGCUGGCGGUGAUGAGACGGAGAUAUCGGAUGUACCCGCGCUUGCCGGCUACCUGCAGCUCACCGAUUUGGACUGGAAGUAUACGACAACACCUUCACCAACGCGUCAAUACUGUCAAGCGAUGAAAGGCGACCGCUGCUUUUGGCCGCGUGGCAAGGUGCUCGGUGGCUCAAGUGUGCUCAAUGCUAUGGUUUAUGUGCGUGGUUCGAAGAAUGACUACAAUCACUGGGAGUCUCUCGGCAAUCCCGGUUGGGGUUAUGAAGAUGUGCUUAAAUACUUUCUGAAAUCGGAAGAUGUGCGUAAUCCCUACCUGGCAAAGACAGCCUAUCAUGAGACUGGCGGAUAUCUGACUGUACAGGAGUCACCUUGGCGUACACCACUUUCCAUCGCUUUUUUGCAAGCCGGCAUGGAGAUGGGUUACGAGGUGCGUGAUAUCAAUGGCGAACAGCAAACCGGUUUCAUGCUCACACAGAGCACCAUACGGAGGGGAUCGCGCUGCAGCACCGGCAAGGCAUUUAUCAGACCAGUGCGUUUGCGUAAGAACCUCGAUGUGCUGCUGCACGCACACGCUACCAAAGUGCUCAUCGAUAAAAACAAGCGCGCCAUUGGCGUGGAGUUCUUAAAGAACGGCCAAAAGAAUGUGGUUUUUGUGCGGCGUGAGGUGAUAUUAUCUGCAGGCGCUUUGAACUCACCACAACUGCUGAUGUUAUCAGGCAUCGGUCCAGCCGAUCAUCUGCAGGAACAUGGCAUCAAUGUAAUAUCCGAUUUGCCCGUCGGUGACAACUUGCAAGAUCAUGUCGGUUUGGGUGGACUGACCUUUGUGGUGGAUGCACCGCUUACAGUCACACGUUCACGCUUCCAAACUAUACCGGUCGCGAUGGAGUAUAUUUUGCGUGAGCGCGGACCCAUGACAUUCUCCGGUGUGGAAGGUGUCGCUUUUCUAAAUUCAAAAUAUCAAGAUCCAGCCGUCGACUGGCCGGAUAUCCAAUUCCACUUUCUACCCAGCUCCAUCAACUCGGACGCUGGCGAACAGAUACGUAAAAUUCUAAAUCUACGUGAUGGUUUCUACAACACUGUCUACAAACCGCUGCACAACUCUGAGACCUGGUCUAUCUUGCCAUUGCUGCUACGUCCCAAGAGCACCGGCUGGGUGCGGCUCAAUUCACGUAACCCUCUGCAACAGCCCAAACUGAUACCCAACUACUUUGCACAUCAGGAAGACAUCGACGUGCUUGUGGAGGGCAUUAAAUUGGCCAUAAAUGUCUCGAACACACAAGCCUUUCAGCGUUUCGGUUCGCGUCCGCACAACAUACCGCUGCCGGGCUGUCGUCACUACGAAUUCAUGUCCGACGCCUAUUGGGGUUGUGCCAUCAAACAGUUCACCUUCACCAUAUACCAUCCGGCGGGUACGUGCAAAAUGGGUCCCAGCUGGGAUGUCACCGCCGUAGUGGAUCCACGCUUGCGUGUUUAUGGCGUGUCCGGUAUACGUGUGGCGGACGCAAGCAUCAUGCCAACCAUCAUGAACGGUAAUCCCAACGCACCGGUCAUUAUGAUUGGCGAAAAGGCGUCUGACCUCAUAAAGGAGGAUUGGGGUGCGCGGCCGAUACGACAGUAUGGCUAAGCCGCUCGGCGCUGUGUAUGUAGCUGUCAUGCGUGUUUCUUACAAAUUAACACUUUCGUUGUUCCAUUUAGUGUUUCGUUAAUGCUUUCGCAAUAUACAUAUAGUAUAUGACUAGUCAAUUUAUCUUCCAUUUUUAGGUUUUACUUUACCAUUCGUUCGCUUUGUGAGAAAAAAUUAUUAUUUUUUUAUUUUUGAAAAUUGCGAAAUCGUUUUUAAGCUGCCUACAUCAGUAAAAUAUUUGUGUAUUGUUUACUUUAUGGCAGCCAUCAUUCAUUCAUUUAUGUUUGUUUAUAAUCAUUGAUAUGCUCAUUGUAAAUUCAUCGCUGCCUACUUAGCUUCGUUCAUAUUUUUAAGACUUACGCGCGUAAGAUACAAAAGUCGACUCUUUUGUAAUUUAAUUGUAUAUUUAUUUAUUCAUUUAGUUUACAAAUAAAAGUACAGUUGUAAGAUAAA
This is a messenger RNA of Zeugodacus cucurbitae (melon fly), 2446 nucleotides long. RefSeq names its product glucose dehydrogenase [FAD, quinone]. Gene Ontology annotation, molecular function: flavin adenine dinucleotide binding; oxidoreductase activity, acting on CH-OH group of donors. The transcript has 2 exons. Lineage: Eukaryota; Metazoa; Arthropoda; Insecta; Diptera; Tephritidae. The record is from RefSeq and is a predicted model, not a curated record. Bases 152 to 1993 code for a protein of 613 amino acids.